Molecule: messenger RNA, 789 nt
Organism: Nicotiana attenuata
Lineage: Eukaryota; Viridiplantae; Streptophyta; Magnoliopsida; Solanales; Solanaceae
Exons: 1
Coding region: 1-789 (262 amino acids)
Source: RefSeq, a predicted model, not a curated record
AUGUGGAAAAAUGUGUCAUGUGUUUCACCAAUCAAAGCAGCUAAAUCUUGUAUAGCAAAUAAAGCUGAUAGCCUGUGGGUACAAUGGGUUGAUCACAUAUAUUUGAAGAAGAAGGAUUGGUGGCAAUACAAACUGCCACAGGUUUGCAGUUGGUACUGGAGGAAAAUCUGUUCCAUCAAGGAUCAAUUUGCUGAAGGAUUUGAUCAGCAUAAGUGGUUGGCAAACAAAGGAAAAUAUACAGUGAAAAGUGGCUACACAUGGAAACAAGGGACAAGGGAAAGAUGGGCAAGUAGCAGAUGGAUAUGGAGUAGAAACAACAUCCCAAAGCAUAGCUUUAUCUGCUGGUUAGCUAUGCACAAGAGACUUCAGACAAGAGAAAGACUGGCCAAACUAGGGAUAUGCAAGGAAACACAAUGUGCUAUAUGUGAGGCAGGAAUAGAAACAACUGAGCACCUAUUCUUUGAAUGUGACUAUUCAAGGACAUGCCUGAGUGAGAUACUGAAAUGGCUACAAAUUGGAGUGCAACAGUACAAGCUAGAAGGAUUAUGGAGAAGAAUGACAAGAAAUUCAAGAGGCAAAGCUCACAGAAACAUCACCAGUUCUAUCUUAGCAGCUACAAUGUACCACAUUUGGAAAGCAAGAAAUGAUGCACUGUGGAAUCCCAAAGUCCAACGACCCCAGAAGCUGAUAGAGACUGUGAAAGAGGAAUGUAGGCUGGUCAUGCCGGAAAUCCUGGGAAAGAAGGCAACAUCACAAAGACAAAAAGCAUGGAUACACAAGCUAAUGUAA